AUGGUGCACGUGGAAGAAUCAACUCCCCAUGGUUAUGGAAGUAUGCCACCACCAUAUUGUGCAUCAGUUAGACAUGAGCUCAACCAGAGUAUGGCACAAGUGACAAAGUUUCUUCCACUUGGGAACUUUUGUAUUCCAUCUGUAUUGAGUAUUGACAAGGUUUCUUUUUCAGGCCCACAUUAUUUUGAAGACUUAACAGAUAUGUUGGGGCAUGAUAUAUCUGAAUUGUUCAAUGCUGACUUUGGUGAUAAUAGUAUUGAGGAGGAAGUCGCUGAACAGUUAUUGAUUAUGCAUGAAGAAUGCCUGCAAAGCAACUAUUCGUCUAUAGAGAGGUUAAGGAAUUUGCAUGUUCAGGGGAAUGCUGUUUCCCAAAGUAGGCAGGUAGAGGGGAGUGACGACGGCAGAGAUAGCUCAGACGACGAUGACGAUGACGAUGCCUUGAUGAUGGAUGAUGAUUCAGUUGCUGCACCAGAGGAGAUGGCGGUGGACAGGCCAAGGCCCUCCAAUCCCGUCACCGAUGCGGAUGGUUGGACUGUGGUGCCUCCCAGGCACGGUCGGCUGGUAGCUGCUGAUUUUGUUACCGAAGGGGAGUUGAGUGUGCAGUAUGUUUCCUUGAGGCUAGCUUCAAGCGUCACACUAUGA
This is a messenger RNA of Setaria italica (foxtail millet), 642 nucleotides long. RefSeq lists its product as uncharacterized. NCBI's taxonomy places the organism in Eukaryota, Viridiplantae, Streptophyta, Magnoliopsida, Poales, Poaceae. Gene Ontology annotation, cellular component: nucleus. Gene Ontology annotation, biological process: maturation of SSU-rRNA from tricistronic rRNA transcript (SSU-rRNA, 5.8S rRNA, LSU-rRNA). The transcript has 6 exons. Bases 1 to 642 code for a protein of 213 amino acids. The record is from RefSeq and is a predicted model, not a curated record.